GCAAGUUACAAUAAGAGAUAAGAAAGUGUACAGCUUUGAAUUUAUUUAUUUCUCCAAGUGACCAUAUUGCCAUACGCUUAUUCUGGUCAUGUUCGGAUUAAUCGUUCCGUGGUUGUUCCUUGUGAGUGGUUUGGUAGCAUCGAAAGCGGUCCAAAUGGAAGACACCCAGAGUCGCUCGGUGCCCAUUGCAACUACACAUAGGUCAUGUUUUGUCUGCGCGGGACCAUUGGCAAUUUGUGAGAGCCUUUUCAAAUCCGUUACCUGCCCUGUAGACAAGCAGUUUUGCAUAAAUGAGCUGACAAACCGCGCAGAUGCCUCGAGAAAAGUAGUUAGAAGAUGUGGCACUCAACAGGAAUGUCAUGACAGCUGGUUAAAUGGGACUUCAUCGAGCGGCAAGUGUGCUAACUUCGACCAAAUAUUCGUUUACACAAGCCAGUUCACAUGCGACUAUUGUUGUACAUCGGAUAACUGCAACCUUCAAGUCAAUCCCACUGACCAAUUCAAUCCCGCAUUGGGCUAAGAGUUAC
Mya arenaria is the source of this 527-nucleotide messenger RNA. RefSeq lists its product as uncharacterized. The record is from RefSeq and is a predicted model, not a curated record. The transcript is spliced from 5 exons. NCBI's taxonomy places the organism in Eukaryota, Metazoa, Mollusca, Bivalvia, Myida, Myidae. Bases 89 to 520 code for a protein of 143 amino acids.